This is a messenger RNA of Orbicella faveolata, 1383 nucleotides long. Its product is annotated as monocarboxylate transporter 13-like. NCBI's taxonomy places the organism in Eukaryota, Metazoa, Cnidaria, Anthozoa, Scleractinia, Merulinidae. The record is from RefSeq and is a predicted model, not a curated record. Gene Ontology annotation, biological process: transmembrane transport. Gene Ontology annotation, molecular function: transmembrane transporter activity.
UGGAAUUGACUGAUGCAUAACCGGGACAAUUCUCGGCGUGGCGAGUGUCGCGUAAUCCUUAGAUUUAGGAUUUAAAGCAGAAAUUCCUAUCAAAGAGGUGAAAAUUAACUCUGCAAAGCCCACUUUGAUCGAUUGACCAAGGGAAACUCAAAGAAAGAGGAUAUUUCCACAUUUGAUUAUUCAAUAAGGAUUAUGAAUAAUCAUGUAGGGUCAACUUUGACUCGGACUACAGGACAACGUUUUCGCAUAUAAACGCUCGAUAAAGUUGCCUCAGGGGCAGGGUUGUCUCGGGCACCCAAGACCAAUAUAACUGGGGGCAUUCAAAAGCGACGAACUGGAGUAAUUAUAAGUGUCUUUGUCUGUUUACACGUGCAAAUUAAAUUGAGCCUAGCGUGACAAAGCCAUCACCACUUAACAGUUUCAAUCAGUGGUGCAAUACACGAAAGUGACGGCAAUGCGCUGUUUACGCCACUGUUCGCCCGCAGAUAAGUAAUUUAUUUACCUGUCAAGUGCUGAUCAGCCAGUACCUAGAAGUUGUUUUGCAACUAAACGCAGAUGGGCAAUACACGAAUAUUUGAGACGCUGAAUCACUGCGACAUGUCAGAGGAUUCUAUCGCGGAUCAUCAACAGAGCAGGCGCAUUGCGAAGGAGCCUCAGCCUGAUUCCUGUUGGUCCUGGGUUGUGUGUUUGGCCUGCGCUCUCACCAAUAUUAUUAUCUGCGGUGUUGUUUUCAGUUACGGAAUCAUAUUUCCUACUCUUUUGGAGGAAUUUCAGCAAGGAAAGGCCACAACCGCUUUAGCUGGGUCGUUGGCCUUGGUUGGUCAAGGUCUUUUUAGUCCGCUUGUAGCCAGAGUGUACAAUCGAGUGGGGCCUCGUACAACGACCAUAAUUGGGGUCAUUAUCUGCUCAGGGGCCCUUCUGGUGACCUCACAAGGAUCCAACAUGUACGUCAUCUUAGUAACGUACGGAGGCUUCUUUGGUUUUGGUUCAUGUUUUGUAUUCUUCCCUACGUAUCUGGUAAUACCUUCAUACUUCGUCAAAAGACGUUCGUUUGCAUUGGGGCUUCUUGCUAUGGGCCCUGGAGGAGGCUUGUUCGUAAUAAGCUCCAUCGUGGAGGCCCUUCUUAAUGUGCUCCAUUGGAGACGGACGUUCAUGAUCCUGGCUGGGUUGGUGGUGGUCAUCAUUCCCCUUGUGUGUACUAUUCGACGUGUUCCAAAUGUGGAGGAACAGUCAGCGAGCAAUGGCGUUGAGCAAAAAGGCACAUGUUGUGAACGAACGCUUUCACCCUUCAGAAACAAGCGCUUUGACGUCAUUACGCUGUCAAUGGGCUUGUAUUACGCUGUACACUAUAUCCCGCUAGUCCACAUGGUAAGUGUUCUUUAG